Messenger RNA from Olea europaea var. sylvestris, 388 nucleotides. RefSeq names its product putative glycine-rich cell wall structural protein 1. The coding region runs from base 104 to 388 and encodes 94 amino acids. The transcript has 2 exons. The record is from RefSeq and is a predicted model, not a curated record. NCBI's taxonomy places the organism in Eukaryota, Viridiplantae, Streptophyta, Magnoliopsida, Lamiales, Oleaceae.
UAUGUUAUUACCACAAAAACGUCAAGCAAUAGCAGCCAAGAAAAUUUUGUUAGAAGUCUAGUUUUUGCUGUUUUAAUUGAGGCCUUGUGUUAAGGCUUUGAAAAUGGCAAAGUUCUUGUCAUUUUCUGUUCUUUUCUUGCUUCUUUCGACACUGGCAAUGGUUUCUGAAAGUAGAGUUACAAGGAAAGAUUUGGGUUUGGACUUGGGUGGUAUUGGAAUCGGGGUGGGUGCUGGAGUUGGGAUUGGUUUAGGAGGUGGUGGUAGUGGUUCGGGAGCUGGCGCUGGCUCAGGUUCGGGAUCGAGUUCGAGUUCUAGCUCAAGUUCUAGUUCCAGUUCUAGCAGUUCUGGUGGUGGUGGUGGUGGUGGUGAAUCAGCCCUGCAGAAAUGA